AUGGCGCCGAGUCGACGACGGAGCGCGACGGCUCAGAAAAAAACGACGACGAUGCCUUCGAAAAGAGGCGAACAGGCGGAAAAAGGACAACAACGGGAGGAAAAUUCGACGGAGCAAGAAUUUGAAUCCGAGUUGUCCGGCGCGUUCAGCUUGCUCUCCGUGGAAGGGUCGCCGAGUAAAGUGAGAACUUCGGAUUUAGGAAAACUGUUGUUAGCGAUUGGUGCCGGGGAAAUCGCGGAAAUGAAACCGCUCGAAAGCAUCGUGGACAUAAAUCACAGCGGAUUCUUUACCCGAGAAAAAGUGCGUCUAAAAGGCUCUUUCGUGGUCGAAAAUCGUUCGUUUGGAAUUCAGUUUUUCUUAACGCGCGCGCGCAUCAGAGCGACGAUGCGAACCACGCAUGUGCACGCACUCGACGAAAUCGUGUUAUGUGUUUAUAGUAUUAUGCGAAACUGA
Messenger RNA from Bathycoccus prasinos, 453 nucleotides. RefSeq lists its product with no specific name. The record is from RefSeq and is a predicted model, not a curated record. The coding region runs from base 1 to 453 and encodes 150 amino acids. NCBI's taxonomy places the organism in Eukaryota, Viridiplantae, Chlorophyta, Mamiellophyceae, Mamiellales, Bathycoccaceae. The transcript has a single exon.